AUGGUCGACCAACAAAUUGAUGAUUUCAUCGACUCUGUUGUUGAUGUUCAAGCCAACGAGCCGAAGAGACGAGUCUAUAUCGAAAGAGAUCGGGAACAAGGACACAGACAACUAUGGCACGACUAUUUCAGUGAAAAUCCUACAUACCCACCCGAAAUGUUUAGGCGGCGUUUUCGAAUGAACAAGCCUUUGUUCCUUCGCAUUGUCGAUCGCCUAAGUAAUGAAGUUCCAUACUUUCAGCAACGAAGAAAUGGUCACGGAAGGUACGGGCUAUCUGCACUUCAAAAAUCUACUUCAGCUAUACGAAUGUUGGCAUAUGGUAAAGCGGGAGAUUCGUAUGACGAAUAUCUCCGACUUGCGGCAAGUACUGCACUUUUAUGUUUGGAUAAUUUCACGGAAGCGAUAAUACAAUUAUUUGGAGAUGAGUAUCUAAGAAGACAUACACCGGAUGAUCUUCGACGAUUACUCGACACUGGAGAGGCACGCGGGUUUCCGGGGAUGAUAGGCAGCAUCGACUGUAUGCAUUGGGAGUGGAAAAACUGCCCAACCGCUUGGAGAGGGCAGUACACACGUGGUUCAGGAAAGCCGACAAUUGUCUUAGAGGUUGUGGCAUCACAUGAUCUUUAG
This is a messenger RNA of Brassica oleracea var. oleracea, 627 nucleotides long. RefSeq lists its product as uncharacterized. Lineage: Eukaryota; Viridiplantae; Streptophyta; Magnoliopsida; Brassicales; Brassicaceae. The coding region runs from base 1 to 627 and encodes 208 amino acids. The record is from RefSeq and is a predicted model, not a curated record. The transcript has a single exon.